AUGGGUCCGCUUUCCGUCACGCUCUGCCCGGGGUGGUAUGACGGUACCAACGAGCCACCUCGCCUGAGGGACGGUCCGUCAAAGGGCAAGGUGCUUCGGGUGGAGGUGCAGUAUUACACGCCUUGGGAUGUCGAGGCACGUUCACCGUGGGUGGCGGUGGGCAAGGGCUACCACAUUGCGACUGAGGGUCUCGCGGACAGCUGCGUCGAGCUGGCGCGCACUUGGUUGAGGGAUUGCACCGCUGGUUCGGGCAAGCAUACCAAGUCCGGAUGUCUUGCUAGCGAGACAUCACCUCUUCCGAAGAGGGUUAUUGAUGUUGAGAACAACAAGCUGUACUUGCCGUUGCCGAACGAGAAGGACCGCUAUGUGGCACUGAGUCACUGCUGGGGCGGGAGCACACCAGUGCGUACCACACGUGGCACGCUCGCGGCUCAUCUCAAAACCCUGCCAUCUCCGCUACCUGCGACCUUUCGCGACGCUGUUGCCGUCACAAAGAUGUUGGGCGUUCGGUUUCUCUGGAUAGACUCUCUCUGUAUCAUCCAAGACGACAAGGACGAUUGGCGUAGCGAAGCGGCGCACAUGGCGACAAUUUAUGAAAGCGCCCUCGUCACCAUCUCGGCCGAUGCCGCCUCGUGUAGCACCGACGGCUUCCUCGCGGCGUCUACGCGGCAGACUAAACCACAUGCCGAGGUCCCGUAUUCCUUUACGGAUGCUACCGGACACAGCGUGGAGGGUGUUAUCUGCGCCCGGGAACGCGGCAAGCUCGGGCUUCUGCUACCAUACCAUGGCCUCGCCGGCGUGCGCAGUCAAAAGGAGACGGAAUACUCGUGGGCUGACGAACCGGAAGCCCCUCGCAGUAUUCUGUCGACGCGGGGCUGGGUCUUCCAGGAACGCAUCCUCUCGCCCCGCACGUUGCACUUCUCUGAGUUCGAGAUGGCAUGGGAGUGCCGUUCCAUUUGUACUUGUGAGUGCUCGGCAACAAGUCAUAGACCCUACGUUUACGAGAGCCUCCUCAAGGGGCUUCUUGUCAACGACGAUGAUCAGGAGUACUUCCGCGACUUGUGGCGCGUCGAGGUUGUGCAGGAAUACUCGCGCUUGGCUCUCACCUUUCCCCAGGACCGACUCAUCGCACUGGCGGGGCUCGCGACCGCUGUCGGGCGACUGAGACCUGAAGACCACUAUGUCGCUGGUCUGUGGCGUUCGUCACUCGGCGAGGACCUGCUGUGGGCGGUUCAACCCAUCAAAGCAAGCGCGCGACUCUCAUCGAGGCCGGCAGCGAGCUGGUCUUGGGGUUCCGUCACAGGUGCUGUAGCCUACGAGCGAUCCAGUCGACACGACCUCGGCAGGCGGCGGCUUUCAGAAAGCUUUCAAGUAGAAAGGGUUGCCUUGCGCUCCAAUGGGGAGGACAGGUUUAGCGAUCCGCUCAUGGGGUCGUCGCUGAAGGUGACGGGCCAGGUCUUGCGAGGCAAGCUCGCUGGAGUUGGUGAACAGAACAAGACGUGGUUUGUGCCAGGGGGUUGGACGCCCACAUCCACCUACACGGGGUACUUGCCAGGGAUCUCACAACCAGUGCCCUCGCCGGGUCCAUUUCUCGUGGCGUGGGAUGUGAUGACAAGGGAGACGUCUGGGCACGACUUGAGGCCAUACAGGGACAGGCAGUUGCUCUUUCUCAUGGUUGCAGAGCAGCUGGGAGGGCCAUGCGGGCUGUUGCUGGAAGAAAAGAAUUCAGGAUCGCGCCCGUCGUCACGAUGCACGUGUAGUCGGGUUGGAUUUGUAUACUCAGGUGAGGACUCGUCCCCAGUGCCACGCCGGCGCGGAUCGAUACCAGACUUGGCGGAAGAAGAGAGACAAGAUCGCGCUCAUAUGAGCUUAGCAUGGAAGAGAUGGGACAAGUUGAGUGUCAAGAUGAGAAUCAGUAUUGAGUAA
Molecule: messenger RNA, 1926 nt
Organism: Verticillium alfalfae VaMs.102
Lineage: Eukaryota; Fungi; Ascomycota; Sordariomycetes; Glomerellales; Plectosphaerellaceae
Exons: 2
Coding region: 1-1926 (641 amino acids)
Source: RefSeq, a predicted model, not a curated record